GUUUGUCACUCAUGCGCAAGCUCAGCUGACCAACCGUGCGGUUCUUUCGAUCAUUUAGACCAUACGUGACGUAUGGCGUGAUUGUUUUUUGAGAUCUGUACUAGCUAGCCAGCCAUUUUAGCUAUUUAACAACAACAGUGUAUUUGAACAUCACUACCUUACUCCAAGGACGAAUAGAAGUCACAGCUAAAAUAAUGAAUAUGUUACUAGGAUAAUGUCCCAUCACUGAAGAUGGGAGGCAGUGGAUCCAAGGUGAAAGGUGCUUGGCCAUUUGCUGGUUCAGGAGCUGGAGGUGAUUCAGGCAGUGAGGGGCAAGAAGACCAGUCUUUGACCCGCCUCAAAGGGACCAGAAAAGCAACCCCAUUUAUUUUCACAAGGAGGAGCUCUCUUUACUAUGAUGAGGAUGGGGACCUGGCUCAUGAGUUCUAUGAAGAGACUUUGGUGACAAAAAAUGGCCGGAAGAGGUCCAAGCUGAAGAGGAUUCAGACUAACCUCAUACCUCAGGGAAUUGUGAAGCUGAACCAUCCCCGGAUCCAUGUAGAUUUUCCUGUAAUCCUAUGUGAGGUGUGAAUCACAUUGGGCUGGUCUAAUGUGGAAAAGAUGUCAGUCAAAGGCUGCCCCACACUACAACUGCUCCAUCUUGAACGCUGGUGUUCCUCUGAGAAGAUGGAUGAGAUGUCUGACUACAGCUGUGGACACCACUGAAGCUAUGUUGCGGAGAGAAAGGGGAGGCGGAUAGAUGUUUUGGUGAAAGAUAGAGGAUAGAGUAAAAGUACUGCCUUUUGUGACAUGUAGAGAAGUGUGUGUGUGUGUGGGAGAGAAAGGUAACUCAAGAUAAGGGAAGGUUUAUGAAUUCCCACAGUACAUGUUGACCAUUUUAAAUUUUAUCAUAUCUAUGUCUGCCUCUGAUUGGAGCCAAGACCUGCACUAGUGAACUUUUAAUGUAAAUAAAAAUAAUCUGAGUUGGAAAUACUUGAAUAAAUGGUUUACCAGGCUAAAAGACUGAGGCAUCCCCUGUUUUUAUGAAGUCCACAUAUGGUUCACAGUCUGAGUUUUGUUCCAUAACAAUGUGGUCACAAUAUCGAUGGUUUUGUAUUCUGCGAUUUAAAGACUGAUUGGCUCAAUUUACUAGUCUUUCUCGUUACCAGAAUCCUGGGAAGCUGUCGGUGAAUAUAUUUUUUUCUCUCUGCUGUAUUUCAGUUUUAGGCACCAGGGGGCAGUGCUCUUGUACAGGGCCAGGGGUCAGACUGAUGUAAUUCCUCCUUCAUUCCUUCCUUUGAUGUUCUGCAGAGCAACUUCCUCUGAGAUGGGUUACUCUCGAAUGGGUGACAGUGUGUUUCCAGUUCCCCACAUUGUUAUCACUUCCUGGAGGUGCCUGAAGGCUGAUGAUGUAAUGUCCAGGAGUCAAGGGUCAAAGGGAAGCACGCAGGAUGGAGGGAAACUGCCCAUCCCUUCUCGUCCCUCACUCUCUCUUUGUCCCAUUCACACGCAUACUAGCAGGUGAGUCAGCAGAGCUUGGAGAACAAACAGCGGAACAGCAUCAACUGAGUGACCCCCCACAGGAUGAGGCCUCACCUCACUUCCAGGGUUUUUUGUCUAUCAUGUGCUCUCAGAUCCUCCACGUUACAUGCACCCUUUAGGCAUAUGCUUUGUUGGACUUUGCUUCUAACUAUUCAUUUAAAAGCUUUCAACCCCAGCCUGCUCUAAAUCUUUCCAUGAUCUUGGCAACAUGACAGCAUGUGGUACUUGGUUGGUUCAUUUGAGCCACUGCCAAUGGCCAUCUCAUCUGCCUCAAGCGGAACAUCUGCAUGCCAGAUGUCUGUGUCCAGAGUUUGAAUGCUACUAGUCCUAGAGAUACACCAUGCUUGCUUACAUGAACUAUAGGUUAUUCUGUAACACUUUAUAUUAUGGUGUAGCCUACUUACAAUUAUUUAUUAAGGGGUUUAAACUGUCAAUUAUAAGUGUAUAGAUAGUUUAUGAAUAUGUAAUGAACAUGUUUAAAACAUUGGUUGCAAUUGUAUGCUUGUCAUUUAAAUGUUUGGCCAAAAACUGUAUAUGAACUCAAAUGGUCCUGUGUGGCUCAAUUGGUAGUGUGGCUUUUGCAACGCCAGGGUUGUGGCUUCGAUUCCCAUGGGGGACCAGUACAAAAAUGGAUGCACUCACUACUGUAAGUCACUCUGGAUAAGAGAGUCUGUUAAAUGACUAAAAUGUAUUAAACUGAGAACUCAAACUAUAGGCAUGGCAUUCUCAGUAUGUUGGGAGGGUCUACGCCAGGCUUCCUCAAUAGGCGGGCCGCAGGUGAUUUCUGUUGUUGGAUAUUAAAUACUGUAAAAUCA
Messenger RNA from Oncorhynchus masou masou (cherry salmon), 2336 nucleotides. RefSeq names its product tumor suppressor candidate 2-like. Lineage: Eukaryota; Metazoa; Chordata; Actinopteri; Salmoniformes; Salmonidae. Gene Ontology annotation, biological process: inflammatory response; regulation of mitochondrial membrane potential. The transcript has 6 exons. Gene Ontology annotation, cellular component: mitochondrion. The coding region runs from base 232 to 570 and encodes 112 amino acids. The record is from RefSeq and is a predicted model, not a curated record.